Mya arenaria is the source of this 12214-nucleotide messenger RNA. RefSeq names its product TPR and ankyrin repeat-containing protein 1-like. The record is from RefSeq and is a predicted model, not a curated record. Gene Ontology annotation, molecular function: protein binding; ATP binding. The coding region runs from base 294 to 9368 and encodes 3024 amino acids. NCBI's taxonomy places the organism in Eukaryota, Metazoa, Mollusca, Bivalvia, Myida, Myidae. The transcript is spliced from 36 exons.
UGCAUUUUAUGUUUUUCGCCUUUAAGAGGAAUAAGAUUACAAAAAUCAAAAUAUUAUUAACGAACAUAGUUUAAACAAGCAAUCCAAGAGGAUUUUUUUUAUUCUAAAAUACAUGUCAGUAUUUCACAUUGUGUCAUUUGAUGUGGGGACAAAAAAACAGAUUUAAAUUGACUUAUUGUGUCCUUACUGAAAGACCAGUGUUUUUCAACUAUAAUUGAAACAGGACUUAUUCUUUCCAAAUGGAUUUUCUACUGAAUUGCAUUGUCAGAGAGUAACUGACAGCUGAAGUCACCAUGUCAUAUCUUGGUUGGAGAAGCAGGAGAGGAAAAGUGAAAAGCUACAAUAACACGGCAGAGCUCUGCUUCAACCUGGGUCUAUGUUAUCCACCAGAUGCAUGCCAGAUUAAUGGAUUCAUUCAGGCGUAUAAGGCCAGUGCUAAGAUAAAUCUAAAAGUUGGGUAUUUUAAAGAGGCAACGAAUUGCUACACCAAGGCCCUGCAGGGUUACGAGCUCUGUCAUAAUGACCCUACAGUGGCCAUCAAGAGGCAUAAGCUACUCUGUAAGAGGUCUUCAGCUUACCUGGGGAUGAAAAAGUUCAAGGAAUCGCGACGAGAUGCAGCCCAGGCAGUAGAUCUUUGUCCAUCAGACAUAAAGGGUUACUGGCGAUAUAGCGAAGCAGUAAAGGGAGGAUAUCAUGGCGUACAACUUGCCAUGCCGUACCUGACAGAAGGUCUGAGACGCGCCCUUGACGUAAACACGGUGAAGCAGAAUGAUGUUGUCAAAUUCAUCACAGAGAUCUGUGCUCUUAUACCGGAGGCCCCUCGUACAGAGAAAAUGAGAAGAAUAUUGUAUGAUAUGUGCAUUCCGGAUGAGAAGGACGUCCAAAUAUGGUAUAAAGUUAUCGCGAAUCUGGCUGCCGGACGUCACUGGAAAGGGCUCGGAAUGGUGUAUGGCUUUUAUAACAACUGCCCAUCAAGUCGGAUACGCGAACUGGACAUUGAUUGGAUCGGAAGUUGCCGGUCAGUGAGUUUGGGGACCAUGCUGUGUGAUCUACAGGACAUUGCAGUUAUUUCAUGGGGAGAAAAGUUGGCGACGUAUCUGAUUGACAAUGGGGCUUCUGUGGACGAAAUCGGCCAGGAAAUGGGCAUACCGACUAUCCACUUUGUGGUCAAACUGUCAUUGAGAAUAAACUCUACACAUCUGCUGGAUAACGUUCUUGCCAGAUUGAGUGGAGACAAACAGAACGCCCAGAACGCGGACGGCAACACAGCUCUCCACAUACUUACCAUAUUGGGCAAGGCCAACACAGACAUUGGUUUGAUGGUUCUCGAGAGUUUGCUACGCUGUAAGUGCAGUGCCACAAUUGUGAACAAGGACAUCAAGAAACCGAUAGACUAUCUAAAGGAGGGGGAUAAGGCCUACGCCCUACUCCUCAAUACUGAAACAGAUGGACAAUCGGCUAUCAGUUCAGCGGUACAGGAAGAACCUUUUCUUUUGGGAUGUGAACAAGUCAAUCGUAGUGUCGAAGGUGGCUCUCCCAUUCAGGCUGCCACUCUCAUCGUCCCGGAAAAGGAGAAAUUGUUCCUCACGAAGCACCAGCGUAAGGGGGACAACUCUUCCUCCAAUCUCGAAGAGCUUAAUGACAACUCAAUGUCAGUUUUCAGUAUUGACUCCAUUCAUUCUCCUGAGAAAGGUGCAAGUGAUUGUGCUGGAGAUAUUGGAAAAAUUGGUUUAGCUGGUAAGACAGAGGCUUGUGAAGAUGAGUUAGGAAGCGAAGCUAGUGCUCUUAAAGAUGAACUGGGAAUUGAAGCAAGUGCCUUUAGAAAUGAACUGGAAAGCAUAAGUGGAGCAAAUGUUGUGAAAAAAAAGUCGGAGAAUGAACUGAGUGGUAAUUCUGGAAUAUAUAUUAGAAACGUGUUCAAAGAAAACCCUAUUCCUAAAGGAAAUGAUGUUACCAAACAGAGUGUUGACAGUAUUAACACAUUUGAUGACUCGUCAGAUAAUGAUAGUUUUGUGAGUGCCUUUGAGGAAUUAAGCAAUGAAGAUGAAGGCUUUGAAGUAAAUAGCAACAUAAAUCUUAUUAAAAGAAACAUUGCUUGUGAUAAUAUUGUUAUUAAGACAGAUGCAGAACCGGAAAACAUAAGUGAAGCAGGUGCCGUUAAAGUUAAAUGGGAAGAUAAACGGAGUAGAAGUUCUGAAAUCGAUCAUAGAAAAGUGUUUAAAGAAAAACAUAUUGCUCAAGAGAAUGAUGCUACGUCUACCGAAGAAAGAGAAGACAGUAUUGACACACUUGAUGAGUCGUCAGAUCAGGACAGUUUUGUAAGUGCGUUUGAGGAAAAUGGCAGUGAAGGCACGGAAGUGAUUAACAAAGGGAAUGUUAAUGAGAGUAACAUUGCUAGUGAUUAUAUUGUUAUUAAAACAGUUGAUGCAGUAACGGAAAAGGGAGAUCACAGUUUUGCUAAAGAAAAAGCUGUUGAUUUUGUCGACAAAUCAGAAGUAAAAGACGAUAACAAAGAUGAAAAACAAGCUGGUGCUGUCAGUGAACGAGAACUAAAGGGAAAUGACAGAAAUGAAGUUGUAGAUGAAGAUAUAGACGUGGAAGAAGAGCAACUCGUUGAAUCUGUUGAUGACAAUGAUGAUGAUGAUGAUGAUGAUGAUGAUGAUGAUGAUGAUGAUGAUGAUGAUGUGGAUCAGUUUAUUAUUGAUGCUAAGGUAUUUGACAACUUGGAAUGGGAAGUUGAGUGUACGGCUGAAGUGUGGAAGACGUUGCGAGACCGACGCGUAACCAAGGAGCUGAAACAGCGCAUCGUACACAAGAUCCAGCUACUGGCUAGCGGGGACUGGCAACCACAUUUGUGCAAGAGACUGAAAAAUGCGCCUGCCACAAUUAACUUGUUUGAGGCAAAAUUCAGUAAAGGAAGAAGAAUCAUCUGGGAGCUAGCUGUAGCCUUCUCUCCAAGGCUGAGUGAGACAGCAGAGCGUCGUCAACAUCCAGAGCAAGAAGAGAUAACACAGGCAGUGAAGGGAGGAAGAAUCUACUCUGAAAUCAUCCGGGUCUGGGACAUUGUACUGGACCAUGACAAAAUUUACAGGAGUGUCAAGCGUAAUAAGAAGUCACAUCAGAGGGGUGAGGAUUGUGUAAUACAAAAGAACCUCCGGGGAAUGAAGUUCAAGUCCCCAGCUUUAGCCCUUGGGGUGGGAAAACGCUACCCCAUGUUGUAUGCUGAAAAGGGAGUUUCUGGAGAAGAGGUUCAGAAACAACAUCAGGUAAUACGGAGCCUUUUCCCACCAGCCAGUUCCAAUGACACAGAGCACCACAUUCGCAAGUUCUACUCUUUCUCAUCCAUACUCGUGAGCCACGUGCUUCACAACAUAGUGACCAAGGUGGAUUUCCCGUUCAAGGUGACCGAACUCGAACAGGCUAUUAUCAACUUGAGGUCAAGCGCUCCCAUAUUACUGAUAGGCAGGAGUGGCACAGGAAAGACGCUUUGCUGUUUGUACCGCCUGUGGAGCCAGUUUCACGCCUACUGGAUGAAGGCACGCGAGGCAGACGCACCGUUACUGCCACGAUGUGUAGAGUCUGUAAACCAGUCAGUCUCGGACAUACUCUAUGAUAAUCAAGAGGAGGAAAAUGAUGACGAUUCCAACACAAGCAGAUAUGAGAGUGAAGGAGCUACGGCAAGAACAAGUACACCGGACCCAGGAGUUGAGCCAGAGGACCAGGAGGGGGAAGAGGACACAUUUUAUGUCCAUCUACACCAGGUCUUCAUCACAAAGAAUGCUGUCUUAUGUAAUGAGAUGCAGAAAAACUUCAACGAGCUGAGUCAUGCUAAUGAGUUCAUGGUAGAGCACGUGAAGCAUGAGGGCGAGGCCCUUCCUUCUAGACUUCAGGAUGUUACGGACAAUGGUUUCCCGAUGUUUGUGACGUCUAGACAGCUGCUUCUGAUGCUGGACGCGUCCGUGGGACCUCCGUAUUUCUUUGACAGGAACAAGGAUGGUAGUCUGAAGGUGGAAAUAGCUGGAUGGACAGGCCUAGAUGGUCCCCUGAGUUUCCUGCCCCUGCUUCAUGAGGACUCGGACGCGGAGGAAUACCUUGAAGAAGAAGAGGUAGAGGAGAUUCGAGGCGGAGCCAGUGGAAAGAAACUUAAGGUUGAUCCUCGCCGGGAGAUAACGUAUACUGUGUUUGUGGAGGAGAUCUGGCCUCGCAUCAAGGAUAAGGCAAUCUACCAUCCGUCCCUAGUAUGGACAGAGAUCAUGUCAUUCAUCAAGGGUUCCUUUGAGGCGCUGUCCAAACCCAAUGGCUGCCUUGAAAAAGAAGAAUAUUUCAAACUAGGUCGUAAACGAGCCCAAUAUUCCUCUGAAGAACAAGACUCCAUCUACGCCUACUUCUUGAAAUAUGAACAAUUCAGGAAGCAGAACUCGCUAUUUGAUGAAACCGACCUGGUUCACGACACGGUCCAUCGCCUUUAUGUCUUAAAGAGGCGUCCAUGGGUUUUCCACCAGAUAUAUGUCGACGAGACUCAGGAUUUUACCCAGGCAGAACUGCGUCUGCUCAUCACACUGUGUCAGAAUCCUAACGACAUGUUUCUUACGGGUGAUACUGCCCAAAGUAUCAUGCGAGGCAUCUCAUUUCGAUUUAGUGAUCUUCGGUCGCUCUUCUUUCACGCAAAACACUCAAUGGGCAAUACUUCAGCUGUUGAGGUCCCAACGCAGGUCUACCAGCUUAACACCAACUACCGUUCCCAUGCCGGUAUUCUCUCCCUGGCAACCAGUAUUCUCGAACUCAUGGCUGAGUUCUUCCCCGAGUCGUUUGAUCGCCUCCAACCAGACCAAGGCUUGUUUUCCGGUCCCCAGCCUAUACUACUGGAGUCGUGCAGUUUUGGGGACCUUGCAGUUCUCCUCAGGGGGAAUCGGAGGAAGACGUCAGAUAUCCAGUUCGGGGCCAAUCAGGCUGUUUUGGUGGUGAAUGAUGCAGCUAGAGACUCCAUACCAGAAGAGCUGAGACUUGGCCUUGUGUUGACCAUUUAUGAGGCCAAGGGUCUCGAAUUUGAUGAUGUACUACUGUACAACUUUUUCAAAGACUCGGAGGCAAACAAGGAAUGGCGAGUGGUUACGGAGUACCUGGAGAGACAGCUAAGCCAGCAGACAAAAACUGGAGCUCGAAAUGUGUAUGACAAUCCUGUGCAGAUUGAUAAAGACAUCCUAGCAGCCCCAAACAGACCACGGCCCCUGAAGUUUAACCACAACCAACACAAGGUGCUCAACUCUGAGCUGAAGCGCUUGUACACGGCGUUGACACGAGCCCGCGUGAACGUGUGGAUAUUUGACGAGGACAAUGUUAAACGUGCGCCCAUGUUUGAGUACUUCAAAGCCCGCAAGCUGGUGAAGGCACUGCAGGUCGAGGAAAUUAAUGAGAAAAGACUGUCUAAGAUAGUGUUUGCUGAGAAGUCUAGCCCGUCAGACUGGCUGAAACGUGGUAAAGACUUUAUGCGCCAUUCUCUGUAUACUGUAGCGGCCAAAUGUUUCGCAAUGGGUGGGGAUCAUGGUCAGGAGGCAUUAGCCCUCGCCAAUGGACAGGCACUUAAGGCAUCCAAAAUGAAGGACAACUCCCGACAAAUGCACGAUGAGUUUCUAUGUGCUGCAGAGCUCUACCUUGAGUGUAACAAGCCUGCGAAAGCUGCCCUCUGUCUACAGAAUGCCAAGGAACAGAAACUGGCUGCCGAAAUGUUCGAGAAACUGGGACAGUUUGAGAAGGCUGCGGAGAUCUACCGAUGCAUAAAGCAGCCUCGUGACAGCAGCCGCUGUUACGAAAAGUUAGGGAACUUCAACAAGGCUCUAGAUGUGCUCUCGGAGAAUGAAAAUUAUAACAUGGCAAUCGAUACACUGCGUCGAUAUAGCAUAAACAUCGAGAAUUUGAGACAGAUGGGCUUGUCAAUACCCCAGCAGCUGAUUGAGCCGGAGAACCACUAUACAGAAGAAAAUCUCAGUCACAGGGCUGCUGAGCUGUACCAUAAGUACAACAAAGAAGCCAAGAUGAUGGAAGCCGUGGAGAAAUUCCAGCAUGUGGACGACCGUGUGGAGUUCCUUCUUAACCGUGGAUACAUACUGCAGGCUGCUAAGAUAAUGGAGUCCAAUGGCGACCUGGAUGGAGCUGCGAAGGUGUUACUGAUGCACGGUUGGUUGGAGGAGGCCAUAUUAACGGCCCGGAAAACCUCUGACAAGCAUAUCAUAGCCACGUGCCUGCUCGUCAAAUGCCGCCAUCUGUCCCACCAACUUCAAAAAUCAGACACUGAUCUUGCUGCUCUCACCAGCUGCUUCAGCGCGGCAGCACAGGAGGCAGCAGAUAAGUUCCAGGCUUGUGGAGACCAGGAUGGAUUGGGAUGUGUGUUGCUUCUACAGGCGGAUAUGUCCCGUGACGAUGACUAUAUCUGCAAGGCACUCCAGGCUUUCAGGAGAGCUAAGCCGUUUAAAAACAUCGCUGGCAGUGUGGCCUGUUGUGACAGGCUGGUAAAAAGGCAACGGUUGACAUAUGAUGAGAACCUGAAGACAGUAAUUAAAGGCAUUAGACAGAUGUUCAAAGUGUGCAUAGCUCUGGUAGAUCCGCACGCAUCAGUCAACUUGGAAAGAGUGAGGAGGAUUGAGCAGUUCUAUGGCUUACAUCCAUGCAGCCAGGAUAAAGUUGAGAUUCACCUUAAAGAAAGGCCGCUGUGUUUGGGUAUGUUCAAAACUAAGGCAGAUAAAAACAAGAAAAAAAUUGAGGUUAAGAAGACUGCUGCCCAUGAAUCUGUUGUAGAGUAUUUACUAAAGCAGACGACUGUGUGGCUGGAACCAUUGUGGAACAAGCUGAAUGCGAGAAGGAAACAAGUCAUGGUAUGUAAAAACUUCAGCAUGGGUAUGAAAUGCAAACAGAGUGGAAAUGUGGACAACCCAUGCAACAAACUGCAUAGAGUACAGACAAAAGAUGACUUUCAGCGCAUGAUUGAAUUGGAUUUGUUGAUGAUCGAGUAUGAGGCGACAGUGCAUUCUGGAGCUAUAAACUUUCGAAAGAACUGUCCAGUUAAACUGAAACCAGUUGUUGCGGAGUUCAUCGGCGAUGGGGAGCGAGAUUUCAGCUGGAAGUACCGGGCUGUGACGAAACUCUGGGAAGAUCUGAUGCCCAAAGGAGGUCAUCCCACCUUGAUAGAUUCCAACAGCAAGCAGCUACUGGACUUCAUAGUGAGGAAUGACAAGGUUCAUGGACACUUGAAGAGGUACUUUCAUGAUAGGUGGAUGAAAUCGGUCAAUGGGGACGUUAGAUUGAAUUGUUCAGCGGUACGAGAGACGGAUGUGUUCUUGGUCUUCCAGAUGGGGUUCUAUAUGUUCAACCUUGACUUUGGCUCAGGACGACUCGAAAGGACACCCGAUGCUGAGAUGUCAAAACUCGAGAAUGAGUUAGACAGAGAAAUGUCUGCGAAGAAGGUACUUGCUAAGUUCAAAGGAAACUUGAAAUCCUACUCGCUGAUGAUGGACACAGACAAGAAUGGAAGCAUAAAUGUCCAGUGCAUUGCAAGAAGAUUUGCCGAUGCCUAUAAACAUUUGAUCUUUUAUGAUCCGUAUGAGGCUGUUUUCAAGUUUGGCAAAUUUGUGAAUCUGCUUCGCGGCAAAAUAAAUUUAGAUUUCCAUGACAUUGGCCUAUACCUCAUGUGGAUGGAGUUUUAUGUCGUCCUGACAUUUCUUGUGAUUGCCAAGUUCAAUUCCAUAAAUGUUGGAAACUUUUGCUUUGUAGCUCCAAACAACUACAUCAGUCUGCUCAAAUUCAUAGGAGCCACGCUAUCCUCAAAAGCAAGCAACAAGUCGACUGUAGAAAUUGUACAUUCUUGGAAGCCUAGCUACUCCCAAAAAAAUGAUGGCCGUAUGCAGGAGAGGCUGAAGUGUAUAGCAUUUGCAGUUGCUGGAGUUUGCUUCGGCAAGUUUGAAAUGAUGAGGAUGCUUGUUGAGAGAUGUCAAGGAGAGCCGACAUUGUAUGCAUGUAUAGAGAGACUUCUGAUACUGGCCAUGACCUUGGUAUGCAACAUCGAUAAAACCGUGCUAAUUGAGAAUGAAAGCAGCCUCAUGGGGAUGAUGUGCCAUGCAAAUUUACCUGCUGAUGCCCCUGCAAGAAUGCACCGAAGUGUCAGAUGCCUGCAAGAAUGCAAUGGCGUUGCUGAUGUUGCAGGUGUACUGAUGCACCUUUUGAAGGUCCGGGGAAGAGGAGAAGAGAUGCUUGUUUGUUCAUGGAAGGGCGAAAGGAAUAAAGACCCUCUAGAGACGGUUCCUGUAGCUGCCUCAAUGGACCUGUUCCGAUCCUCUUUCUUCAAGACAGAGGACACUUUCAAUGCAAUGCGGCUGCUAAACCAGGCUGAGCAGAAAAUCAAGGAAAAUGUGGAGGGAAUGCCCGAGGCUGAUGGGCAACUGACUGAGGAAGAAUUGAGGCAAAGUCACCAAGAAAAACAGGAUCAGGCACAAAGAGAGCGUGAAAUCUGGGCUGCUACAGGUAUCGCUAGAUGGUACCGUAAUAUCAGGGAUGCACGCAUGUCUAAGGAUGUGAAGAAGCCGGAGAUUCAGGCCAUGCUCUCUGCUAUUAAAGUUGAUGAGACACACUGUGGGGUAUGUGGAGUCCUCUAUGAAGAUAUUUUGAAAGAGCGCCUGAAGUUAGAAAGGUCGGUAGUCGUAGGCGAUGAUUCUGUGUUAAACAAAACAAAUGUUGAUGGGGCAAGAAAGCAGCGCAGUUUGGAAACAGCACAAAAUCCCUGGGAAAAAGAAUUAGAUGUAAAGCCUAUCAGUAAAAAACAGAGGAUACAAAUGAUGGUGGGAAUCCAUAAGGCACAUACGAUACAGAAUUCUCAUUCACAGAAGUGUCAAGAAUUCCACAGAUUUAAGACAGGCUACAAUGAAGUCAUAGAACCACAGCUGAAGAAAAUUCGAGAAUUUGUGUAUGACUCUGGUGUUGGACUGGAUAAACCACAGUAUGUGGAGCAGCAUUACAAGAGACACAAAAUGGAGAUUGAGCGCAUGUUACGAUUGAUACCCCAGAUUGAACAGGAAAUUCACUUGCAAAUCACAAGCCAUCAUUGGGCGGGAGCUGGUCUUGUAAGGCAAAAUCUGACGGAACUUAUAACAGACUACCAGACAGUGGAGCCUUUUGUGAAAGAUGUUCACGCUAAACUGAAACAGGAGGGAGAGUACGAUGCCUGCAAAGCAACUACUGGAUUGACCAGGCAAGGUCGUGUCAAGUCAGAAAAUGACGAUGUAGGGGAUAUAGAAGCUGUUGUGGAGGAGCCGUCUGUGCCCGUCAGGAAACAGACCCGCAAGCAACGCAGAAGAAAAAAACAACGAUUCCAAAACCGAUAGACCAUCGCACCAUCCAUAAUCUUGGCCGAGGAACUGGAAUCACAUGACUAGUAUUUAACUCAAAGGCAAAUUUGUGAUCGAUGGAACAUUUUUAAUGUUUAAUUUCACAUUUUGUCUGUUAUUUACCCAUGGUGGAAUACAUUUUUGCAUUAAAAUGAGUUGUUUUAUUAGAGCUACAUGAAUGUAUGUGGUGUCAUUGACAUUAUUUCACUAUUUGCUUUUAACUUGACUAUGAAUACAAUUGACCAGUCGCCUAGUUGUCAUUUAAAUUAGUUGACCAAUAAUAGGAGUAUGUGUUUUUGAAUAAAGUAGAGCGCAUGGUUGCAUUAUAUAACAAACUGCUGCCAUGUGAUAUCAACAAGUUGCAAUAAUGAACUUGACGCUAAAAAACCCUGAAUUUUCAUAACUGCUUAACAAAUGUUUUACUAGUGAAAGAUAUCCCUGGGAAAAAAGGCACUUCUUGAGUUAAAGUAGGUCAUUAGGGCAUAGGGUGUUGUAAUCCGAUUCUGCUUUGGCAACUGUUUAAUUACUUGGACUACUUCAACCAACAGAGUCUAACUGCUGAAUUGUGUGUUUUCUGCGCUUUAUUCUGACAUGAGAUCUCAAUUUUAUACAUUAUUUUCCAUAAUUUUUUGUGUGGUUUGCUAGACUAUUUAGAUUCAUGUUUUUUUCAACUGUAGUGAGUUUGUUUUAUCAAGGUGAGCUACUGUAAUCGGCCUUUGCCCGGUGUCCGUCGUCAAAACCCUCUUCUAAACCGCUUAAACAAUUUCAAUGAAACUUCGAUGGGAUGUUCCUUUGGAGAUGCCCUUUCAAUAUCGUUCAAAGAAAUGAAUUCCGUGCACAACUCCGGUUGCCAUGGCAACCGAACCCAUUGCAAACGAAAGGAAAAACAUAAACAAUAUUCUUGACAAAAACGUUAAGGUUAGGAAUUAGAUAUUUGGUGUAGUAUUGUCUAGGGGCCCUCUUCCAAGAUUGUUCAAAUUAAGCCUGUUGGGUCAAAACUCCAAUAUACAACGCCCGUUGGGGUCACCUGAUUUACAUAAAGAUAUUUUGGGUAAUCUUUUGAAGAUACAGCUUUAAAAUUUAGACCAUGGGUACAGUUUUGAAAGCAAAUAGCAAUGUUCUCUUCGGAUGACCUUAUGUGUAGCAUUGUCUAACGAUACUCUACCAAGUUUAAAUAGGAACAGCCUCGAGGGUCAUCUGUGUUACAUAGGGAAUAACGGGAAAAAACCUCUUCUUGUCUAAAACCAAAGGCCUUGCGCUUAGAGAAUUGGUGAGUAACAGUGUAUUGUGGUAACAUAGGAUUUAAACAUUCACCCUGGUGAGCGAUACAUGGCCAUCAUGGCCCAUUUGUUAACAUGAAGUUCUAUGACAGCCAUUUGAUUUAACACCCAUGAUGAAGCAUUACAUAUUCAACUUAAAAUGAUGCUUGUCAAAGUUAAAGUAAAUAAAUGUUAUUUAGACAAAGUAGCGGUAUGACAAUUAUAUAAUUAUGAAAGUGUUAGUCCAAAAUCCUUAUAGAGCUUACUGUAUAUUGCAUACUUAAGAAUUUAGUUGGUUUAUAUUCAUAAAUAUAAAUUGUAUUCCCUUCAUCGUUUAACAAUUUCUUUCCAUUUUUAUUCGCCUUUUUUUUAUAAAUUUAAAAGUGCCUUAUAGCAUAUGCUUUAUUUUAUGCCUAACCAUAUUGAUAGUAUGUGCCAUUUUCAUUCCAUUUCAUCUGUAGUCCAUUUUAAUGUUUAAAUCAUCAUUUUUAAUACCAUGCAUUGUGAUUUUGGAUAAGCAAGUUUUGUGCUGUGGAUUGUUUCGAAGUGAUAGCUUUGGUGUCAUCGUUAUAGUAGCAUCACCUUUGACCUUGGUAAUGACUCAAAAACCGCUCAAGAUAUUUAGCUGUGACUUGCUACACACUACAUUAUGACUUUUGUUGUGAAUAUAACCAAGUUAUGACAACCAAAUUCUAAAUCUGUUAGGCUCCAAUUUAAAUAACAAACAUUCGAUGAUGUUAUAUAUGAUUUUCUACCAUUAUUUUAAGAUCUUUCAAUAAAAAAUAUAUUUGUAUAUUUCGAUCUUUUAAUAAAAUAUCUCUAACCACUUGUUUUUCUUGAAAUCACAUAUGAUACCAUAAAGAAAAAUACCAUAUACAUUUUAGAUUCAGGUUUUAAUAUGUGGCCAAAACUUUCAGGAUAUCGAAGUUGAUGGAAUUCAGCGUCUCCAUAUAGCUCAUCUAAUUGUGAAAACGUCUGACAAAAAAGGUCAUUUUUAAAAUGAGAAACACUUAAUAUUUAUUCUAAAUUAUUCUGUAUUAUAGUUGUUCCUUGUUUUCUUAAUGAUUGGUUAAGUGUUCAUUUUGUUCCUACUUUUGUUGUUUAAAGUUACUCCACAAGCUAUUCUCUUUUCACUUUGUUAACCAUUUAGCUGUUGUUUAAGUUUCGUUUUGCCUCAAAAUUCCUGUUUGAAGUGUAUAAGCACUGUCAAAGGCCUAGGUUAAGCCUUCUAUAAGUGACCCCCCCCCCGCCCCUCAAAUUCGUGUAUAAUACAAAACUUCUGUGUAUUGAUCUUUACCUUAUCUGCACGGUGCUGCUUAUCAGAUCUACCAUCUGAGUGUCCUGCUGUGAAGAUAUAGAGGUUUUAUUAUAGAAAUGGACAAUACAUCCUGUCUUUUAGUUGUUUUUGUUGUUUUCAAAUGAUAAUAUUAGUUUUAUUACAAUGCCUUUGAAUAAGAAUAAGAGUUAUGUUAUUUAUAAUAGCCCAUUUAUAUGAUUUAACCAUGAUGCUUCACAAUUUCGAUAUAACAAUGGUGACCAUGCAUUUAAAAUGGAUUUAAAAUCCAUGUUAUAUAAUUAUUUAAA